This is a messenger RNA of Coregonus sp. 'balchen', 18647 nucleotides long. The record is from the annotation of a GenBank genome assembly. Lineage: Eukaryota; Metazoa; Chordata; Actinopteri; Salmoniformes; Salmonidae.
GUAAACCUGGGUCGUCUGUCGGACUGUAACGAGUACUUCAAAGCCCUGUCCCAGUCCAGUAUGAGAGAGAUCUCAGAGAGACUGAUUCUCCUGGACCACAUUCCCUUCUCAGUCUUCCACUCCCUCCUAGAAUUCUGCUUCUGGAAUGACUUCAGCGUUCCCCAGGAGGAGCUGGGAGAACACCUCCUCUCUAACCUGGUGGUCCCUGCACGCACCACACACCUGGAGUUCCAGGUCUCAGGCAGCCUCUGGAACUGCCGUUCUGCUGCCAACAAGGCUGACUUCAUCCCAGCCUAUGCUACCCUCCAGUCCCUCGACUUCCUGGCGCUGACGGAAACAUGGAUUACCACUGAAAACACUGCUACUCCUACUGCUCUCUCCUCGUCUGACCAUGUGUUCUCGCAUACCCCGAGAGCAUCUGGUCAGAGGGGUGGUGGCACAGGAAUCCUCAUCUCUCCCAAGUGGUCAUUCUCAAUUUUUCCCCUAACCCAUCUGUCUAUCUCCUCAUUUGAAUUCCACGCUGUCACAGUCACUAGCCCAUUUAAGCUUAAUAUCCUUGUCAUCUAUCGCCCUCCAGGUUCCCUUGGAGAGUUCAUCAAUGAGCUUGACGCCUUGAUAAGUUCCUUUCCUGAGGAUGGCUCACCCUUCACAGUUUUGGGGGAUUUCAACCUCCCUACGUCUACAUUUGACUCAUUUCUCUCUGCCUCCUUCUUUCCACUCCUCUCCUCUUUUGACCUCACCCUCUCACUGUCCCCCCCUACUCACAAGGCAGGCAAUACGCUUGACUUCAUCUUUACUAGAUGUUGCUCUUCUACUAAUCUCACUGCAACUCCCCUCCAUGUCUCCGACCACUACUUUGUAUCCUUUUCUCUCUCGCUCUCCUCCAACACUACUCACUCUGCCCCUACACAGAUGGUAACGCGCCGCCGCAACCUUCGCUCUCUCUCUCCCACUACUCUCUCCUCUUCCAUCCUAUCAUCUCUUCCCUCUGCUCAAUCCUUCUCCCUCCAAUCUCCUGAUUCUGCCUCCUCAACCCUCCUCUCCUCCCUUUCUGCAUCCUUUGACUCCCUGUGUCCCCUAUCCUCCCGGCCGGCUCGGUCCUCCCCUCCAGCUCCGUGGCUUGAUGACUCAUUGCGAGCUCACAGAACAGAGCUCCGGGCAGCUGAGCGGAAAUGGAAGAAAACUAAACUCCCUGCCGACCUGGCAUCUUUUCACUCCCUCCUCUCUACAUUUUCUUCAUCUGUUUCUGCUGCUAAGGCCACUUUAUACCACUCUAAAUUCCAAGCAUCUGCCUCUAACCCUAGGAAGCUCUUUGCCACAUUCUCCUCACUGCUGAAUCCUCCCCCCCACCCCCCCCCCCCCCCCCCCCCUCCUCCCUCUCUGUGGAUGACUUCGUCAACCACUUUGAAAAGAAGGUUGACGACAUCCGAUCCUCGUUUGUUGAGUCUAAUGACACUGCUGGUCCUGCUCACACUGCCCUACCCUAUGCUUUGACUUCUUUCUCCCCUCUCUCUCCAGAUAAAAUCUUGCGACUAGUGACUGCAGGCCGCCCAACAACCUUCCCGCUUGACCCCAUCCCCUCCUCUCUUCUCCAGACCAUCUCCGGUGACCUUCUCCCCUACCUCACCUCGCUGAUCAACUCAUCCUUGACCGCUGGCUAUGUCCCUUCCGUCUUCAAGAGAGCGAGAGUUGCACCCCUUCUCAAAAAACCAACACUCGAUCCCACUGAUGUCAACAACUACAGACCAGUAUCCCUUCUUUCUUUUCUUUCCAAAACUAUUGAGCGUGCCGUCUUUAGCCAACUCUCUUGCUAUCUCUCUCAGAAUGACCUUCUUGAUCCAAACCAGUCAGGUUUCAGGACUGGUCAUUCAACUGAGACUGCUCUUCUCUGUGUCACGGAGGCUCUCCGCACUGCUAAAGCUAACUCUCUCUCCUCUGCUCUUGUCCUUCUAGACCUGUCUGCUGCCUUUGAUACUGUGAACCAUCAGAUCCUCCUCUCCACCCUCUCCGAGCUGGGCAUCUCCGGCGCGGCUCACUCCUGGAUUGCGUCCUACCUGACCGGUCGCUCCUACCAAGUGGCGUGGCGUGAAGCUGUCUCCGCACCACGUGCUCUCACCACUGGUGUCCCCCAGGACUCAGUUCUAGGCCCUCUCCUUUUCUCCCUAUACACCAAGUCACUUGGCUCUGUCAUAUCCUCACAUGGCCUCUCCUAUCAGAGGUAUGGAUGACGGAUCACCACCUCAAGCUGAACCCUGGCAAGACGGAGCUGCUCUUCCUCCCGGGGAAGGACUGCCCGUUCCAUGAUCUCGCCAUCACGGUUGACAACUCCGUUGUGUCCUCCUCCCAGAGUGCGAAGAGCCUUGGCGUGACCCUGGACAACACCCUGUCGUUCUCCGCUAACAUCAAGGCGGUGACCCGAUCCUGCAGGUUCAUGCUCUACAACAUUCGGAGAGUACGACCCUGCCUUACACAGGAAGCGGCACAGGUCCUAAUCCAGGCACUUGUCAUCUCCCGUCUGGAUUACUGCAACUCGCUGUUGGCUGGGCUCCCUGCCUGUGCCAUUAAACCCCUACAACUCAUCCAGAAUGCCGCAGCCCGUCUGGUGUUCAACCUUCCCAAGUUCUCUCACGUCACCCCCCUCCUCCGCACACUCCACUGGCUUCCAGUUGAAGCUCGCAUCCGUUACAAGACCAUGGUGCUUGCCUAUGGAGCAGUGAGGGGAACGGCACCUCCGUACCUUCAGGCUCUGAUCAGUCCCUACACCCAAACGAGGGCAUUGCGUUCAUCCACCUCUGGCCUGCUGGCUCCCCUUCCUCUGCGGAAGCAUAGUUCCCGCUCAGCCCAGUCAAAACUGUUCGCUGCUCUGGCACCCCAAUGGUGGAACAAGCUCCCUCACGACGCCAGGACAGCGGAGUCACUCACCACCUUCCGGAGACAUUUGAAACCCCACCUCUUUAAGGAAUACCUGGGAUAGGAUAAAGUAAUCCUUCUACCCCCCCCCCCCCCCCCCCCCCCCCAAAAAAAAAUAAUAAUAUAUAAAAAAAAUUGUAAAGUGGUUAUCCCACUGGCUAUAGGGUGAAUGCACCAAUUUGUAAGUCGCUCUGGAUAAGAGCGUCUGCUAAAUGACGUAAAUGUGCCCUUGAGCAAGGCACUUAACCCUAAUUGCUCCUGUAAGUCGCUCUGGAUAAGAGCGUCUGCUAAAUGACUAAAAUGUAAAAUGUAACACAUCCAAGUGGGUCUUAUUCCUCAUAUAUCAUACCUUAUUUUCCACUCAUGGAAAUUCAUCUGGCCCAGGCUGGCAGAUCACACAUAGCACCAGCAAUUUAUUGUUUGUAAUGUUGUAAUGUUUAUAAUGUUGCAAUGCUCUCUCUCUGUGUCUGGCUCUGGAGAUGGGCAGCUACCUGCAGGCUUGUCGAAAGUAACAGUAAGCAAAAUCAGGUAAAUUGAUAAAGCACACUUUCUUUAACCUCAAUGUCAGCUUGUUUGGACAUCACAUUGUGGUUUCUAGCUGUAUAGAUUCUGUAUUUUGGAUGUUUUCAGUGUAUUUUGAACACUUUCAGACAAUGCGAUUAAUCACAAUAACAAAAAGAUGUGUGUACUAAAAUUACAAAAAGUGAACUUGAGUUAACUGACUCUGUCCAACCAUAGGUGUGUGUGUGUGUGUGUGUGUGCUCUGCUGCAGGUUUGUUGUCUCCUUUCUGCCUCUGACUGACUUUCAGUUAACCAUGUUCCUGUCCCAUGACCUGCCUCUGGCCACCAGCCUGGGCCCCUGUCUCUAUGUCCUGAGGAACAUCCAGAGGACUGGAGAAAAGCUGCUUCUACAGUAUGACCCCAGGCGAGGUAAAACAGUCUUGUCUCAAUCCAGGUAGUGAGUGGAGUUGUUCCUUUCAACCUUACAUGUUGGUCAAUUGCAGGCUGCAGUCUAAUGAAUAACAGCCUUGGACCCCCUAACAUACAGACACACACAUGCACACACGUUCGUACGUGCACACAUACUCCUGUUUUCUCUCUCUUUCCCAGACUUGUGGUCUGAGCUGCUCCCUACCCAAACCAAAGCCACUGUUGACCUUCCCAGCCUCUACUUCCUUGGCACCACCGACCGGCUGUUUGUGAUUGGAGGAAAUAACUCUGAGAAUGUGGUGGCAUCAGUCUGGGCAGUGGGGGCAGGUGAGACCACCACCUGAGUGUUCUCUUGAAUGAUAUGAAGUUGCGUUUAAUGCCAUAGGCCUAUCUAAUCCUCCCGUAUCUGGUCCUAGGUGGAAGGGGCUGAGAAGGUGGCGUUAGCUGGACAGGGGACAGUGCUGGGUGACCAGGUGUACAUGCCAGGUAUAGAACACAACGCUGCUGUAACGCUGGAUCUUCACUCCCUCUCUCUCACUGUCCUCCCUCCUCUACCCAUCUGCACCCGCUAUGAAGCCCUACUUCACCUCUCCUUCUGACACAAACUUUCAUCAAUCAAUCUGAUUUGCCUUGGCUUGCUCUGUUUGGGGUUCAGGCCCAGAUUUUAGUUGAGCGCAUCUGGAAAAACGCAGACUCAUCGUCAAGGUGGAUCUUUGCUACAUGAGGACAGUACCAUUCUGUGUCAGCAACAAUAAGCCUUGCCAUGCUUUCGCUCUGCCUUUAAUGACAACUUGAACUAAAGUACUCUGAAGGAGAAAACUCACCAGACGAUUGUCGGUACAGUAGGAAGUCAUUUGUUUGCCAUUCGUUCGCUUGCUGACGGUGCGUUGUGUAAUAUCAUAUAUAUAAAAAUAAUUUUAUCCCGUUUCUACAUUGGUUCUACAUCGGUUUGUACUCGAUUUGCAAUUUACGUCCGGCACUCUGUUCAGAGGUGCUACGUACUCUCGGCCGGCAGACACUCGACAAUACUACCGAUCUGUCUGUGCCUUAAAUCUCUACCCAGAGGAGGAUGGGCUCCCAACCUCUUUUUUUUCCUUUUAAAGAAUUCCUAUGGAGUUUGUCUUUCCAACCUUUGCCUUUGUUUACUCUUUUGGGGGGUUUACUUACUAAUAAGCAAUUUGUGACAAAUGUAUUUGUGAAAUAGGUUAAUAGGUUAAAGAAGAAUAAAACGUAUUUGAAACAUAAAGCCAUUGAUCUUAACUAAUCCCAGGACACUUGGUUGACUGACUAAAGCUUAAAGCCUGUCAGACCAUGAGAAAAACAGGGAGUGAGGUGUCCACAGGUGUAGUGACACAAAAACGGAACAUGGUGGGUUAUUACAUAACACAGCCACCAUAGACACACUGUUUACAGAGAGAGAGAGAGAGAGAGAGAGAGAGAGAGAGAGAGAGAGAGAGAGAGAGAGAGAGAGAGAGAGAGAGAGAGAGAGGAGAGAGAGAGAAGAGAGAGAGAGAGAGAGAGAGAGAGAGAGAGAGAGAGAGAGAGAGAGAGAGAGAGAGAUUAAACUUGCCUCAAAACAUACCUUAUAACUAUGAAUGAUUAAUUAACCAUUUGUCACUGGUUGCCAUGACUGAAAGUGAAUAUAUACGUAAAUAGAUUGAUGAAUAAACAUCAAGUAUUUAUAGGUGUACUCUGUAGGGGUUUGAACGCUAUGUAGUCAGCAGCCACGUGAGGUUACAGUCUAGCUCUAGAUGGUGUCCAGUUACAGAUAGAAAAGUCUGGAAGGGGGGGUGGGGGGGGGGGGGGCAUAGGGGACGUACGGAGAGAGAGAAAGAGAGAGAGGGAGGAAGGGAGAAAGCAUAGGGGAUAGCAUUGCUCUCAGUACCUGAGGAAAGACACUUCAAGGGCAUAGGAGUCACUCACAGAACACAGAGAGAGGUUCAGCCCUGGUCCAGAGGAAUUCCACUGAGAGAAACCACAGUCACUGCCUUCUUCUGUUUCACUUCAGCAAGCUUGAAUUGAAUCCAUUUGCAAAAAGGUAUGGAAUUACUGAAUGUUUGGUUUUUAGAUUGCUAUAAUGUAUAAUGUCUUAGGCUACUGUAGCUGUCCAUGACUCUGAGACACUAAAGUAUGUAAUACUGUAGCCUAGUAUAGUUAGGUACCAUAUGGAUUUGUUGCUGGUGCUGGGUAUAGUGCUCUCACUGUCCAUGCACCUGAUAGCUAUGGAAACCAUUUCUGAUGUUUGACAAACAAAAGCAAGCCAAAAGUGAGUUAUUCUGUAGGCCCCUUUGUGCCACACAAUAUUUGUGUGUAAUAGGCUAGACAAAUGUUUAUCAUAGGAAAUCUGCAUCAUCACAAUUCAUUUGCUAAAGUAAAUGUUAGCUGAAGGGAAUGAAUCGUGUCAUUCUUCAGUGUUUAUAUUGUUAAAAACUAAAUUUGCCUAAAUCUAAACUUAUAGGUGACCGGACACAUAAUAUAAAGCUAUACUGGAGAAAUAUCAAUUUGGCACUGAUGGCACUGUAUUGUGUAUUAUGCCACUGAUCUAGCCUAUUUAUUAUAAUAUUUUGAAUGAAUUCACCUUGUAAAAUGUUUCAUUAUGUGGUCUGUGGUGUAGUAGACCUCACAUGCUCUUCCUAGUCUGCAGUGUUUAUAUUUUUAAACCAGUCCUACGUCUGAGAGCAUGCCAGUAGCCUAGGCUAUAAUUGGUGUUUCAACUUUGCUCCACUUGGCUGCUGGCCCGUCAUAUGACAUGGAAAAAGAAAUUCAAGCAAACUUUUCAGUCAACCGGGCCACAACAUAAACAGACUUAUGACCUCCACAUACAGUUUGAAAAUAUUUAACAAAUCCCUAAAAUUACAAGAGGCCUGCCUGGGGCAAUUUAUUUGUCAUUGUUUACAUGAGCCUAUGAAAAUAAAAAUUCUCUCCAGGGCCGGAUUACCAAAUGGGCACGCAGGGCAUGUGUCGCGGGGCCCCUGAGAUGGCAUAUGAACACCUCAUAAGCAAUGGCAAAAUAUGUAAAAUUCCAUGAAAUUAGCUUUCAAACUGAAGGAAAAUAUAUAUAUAUACAGUUGAAGUCGGAAGUUUACAUACACUUAGGUUGGAGUCAUUUAAACUCGUUUUUCAAACACUCCACAAAUGUCUUGUUAACAAACUAUAGUUUUGGCAAGUCGGUUAGGACAUCUACUUUGUGCAUGACACAAGUCAUUUUUCCAACAAUUGUUUACAGACAGAUUAUUUCACUUAUAAUUCACUGUAUCACAAUUCCAGUGGGUCAGAAGUUUACAUACACUAAGUUGACUGUGCCUUUAAACAGCUUGGAAAAUUCCAGAAAAUGAUGUCAUGGCUUUAGAAGCUUCUGACAUCAUUUGAGUCAAUUGGAGGUGUACCUGUGGAUGUGUUUCAAGGCCUACCUUCAAACUCAGUACGUCUUUGCUUGACAUCAUGGGAAAAUCAAAAGAAAUCAGCCAAGACCUCAGAAAAAAAGUUGUAGACUUCCACAAGUCUGGUUCAUCCUUGGGAGCAAUUUCCAAAUGCCUGAAGGUACCACGUUCAUCUGUAUAAACAAUAGUACGCAAGUAUAAACACCAUGGGACCACGCAGCCGUCAUACCGCUCAGGAAGGAGACGUGUUCUGUCUCCUAGAGAUGAACGUACUUUGGUGCGGAAAGUGCAAAUCAAUCCCAGAACAACAGCAAAGGACCUUGUGAAGAUGCUGGAGGAAACAUGUACAAAACUAUUUAUAUCUACAGUAAAACGAGUCCUAUAUCGACAUAACCUGAAAGGCCGCUCAGCAAGUAAGAAGCCACUGCUCCAAAACCACCAUAGAAAAGCCAGACUACGGUUUGCAACUGCACAUGGAGACAAAGAUCAUACUUUUUGGAGAAAUGUCCUCUGGUCUGAUGAAACAAAAAUAUAACUGUUUGGCCAUAAUGACCAUCGUUAUGUUUGGAGGAAAAAGGGGAUACCUUGCAAGCCGAAGAACACCAUCCCAACCGUGAAGCACGGGGGUGGCAGCAUCAUGCUGUGGGGGUGCUUUACUGCAGGAGGGACUGGUGCACUUCACAAAAUAGAUGGCAUCAUGAGGAAGGAAAAUUAUGUGGAUAUAUUGAAGUUGUGGCAAAAUGACUUAAGGACAACAAAGUCAAGGUAUUGAAGUGGCCAUCACAAAGCCCUGACCUCAAUCCUAUAGCAAAUCUGUGGGCAGAACUGAAAAAGCGUGUGCGAGCAAGGAGGCCUACAAUCCUGACUCAGUUACACCAGCUCUGUCAGGAGGAAUGGGCCAAAAUUCACCCAAAUUAUUGUGGGACGCUUGUGGAAGGCUACCCGAAACGUUUGACCCAAGUUAAACAAUGUAAAGGCAAUGCUACCAAAUACUAAUUGUGUGUAUGUAAACUUCUGACCCACUGGGAAUGUGAUGAAAUAAAUAAAAGCUUAAAGAAAUCAUUGUCUUUACUAUUAUUCUUAAAAUAAAGUGGUGAUCCUAACUGACCUAAGACAGGGAAUUUUUACUACGAUUAAAUGUCAGGAAUUGUGAAAAACUGAGUUUAAAUGUAUUUGGCUAAGGUUUAUGUAAACUUCCGACCUCAACUGUAUAUACAAAUUGGUGGUGGGGGGGUCCCAAGGAGGCAGUGCAGCCCAGUUUCUCUCAGCUGAAAUUGAUUAAGGGUUGACUUCAUUCCCACCUAAAGUUGGUUUGGUUUGAUAAUUGCGCAAUAGCAAACAUUUUAAAAUACCUUCACGUGUGUAAACAGUUGAAGUUCAAUGCCUCUGUCUAUCUCUCUCUCUUAACAGAGUCUUCAACGUCACCGGGAUGGCGGAGGCACAUCAGGCGGUUGGCUUCCAGUUCACCGUCACCCCAGACGGCAUCGACCUCCACCUGAGCCGUGAGGUACUCAAACACAUCUACCUGUCGGGAGUGACGUCAUGGAGAAAGCGUGCCAUAAGAUUUAAGGUUUGUUUUCCAACGAUUAAGUAGCCCUACGGUCAUUACCAAACCUGGACCUGAUAGCUUGUUUGGUUUUUGUUGCAGUCCAGCACUAAAACAACUGAUUGAAGCUAUUAUUGUUACCUUGAUUAAAUCAGGUGUGUGAAGCCUAGUGCUUGGCUGGGAUAAAUGCUUGCACAUCCAGGAAUAGCCUUGUUGGUCUGUUUGUAGUCUAACUAUCUAAAUGAACAUUGAAUUAUAUUAUUUUAUUUCAGAAUGGGAUAUUGACAGGGGUCUACCCUGCCAGUCCAUCCAGUUGGCUGAUCGCGGUGAUAGCCAUCAUGAGCACCAUGUAUGCCAGGAUAGACCCAUCACUGGGAAUGAUAGACACCAUCAAGAGGACCCUGCCUGUCAGGUCAGUGAGCAAAUAACACAAUGAUGAACAGGCUUUGGGGAAGAGCGAUGCAUAUUUUUUCUGAUAAAGUAUGUAACUGUGGUUAUCUGUUGAAAUAAUUUUCUUUUGAAGGACAAUAAACAUUUAGAUUGUUUGAUGUUCUCUCCUCUCUCCAGUGGCUACAUGACAGUGCAGACCCAGACAGUGCUGAGUGCCAUCCUGUUUGCCACGGGGCUGUGGCUCUCCCUCAUCCUCAUGCUGAGGUACAUUCUCAAGGCCCUUCUCUCCUACCACACCUGGAUCUUUGAGUCCCACGGCAAAAUGAGCUUCUGCACCAAACUCUGGCUGGUAAGUCUGUCAAAUGUCUCUAUUUCAAAAUAAACAUGACCAAAAGAGCAGCUCACUCAUAGCUCAGAAUCAAGACAAUAUAUUUUCUGAGCUCUUAUUCUCAUCCAUGAGUAUUUGAUUAUUCUGACAAUUAACCCAGUCAUUGUGUUGUUUGUCCUCAGAGUCUGGUGAAGAUGUUCUCUGGGCGCAGACCUCUCCUCUACAGCUUCCAGGCCUCCCUACCCAGACUACCUGUGCCUAGCGUGGACGACACCAUAACCAGGGUGAGAAAGGUGGUUAUGUGUCUCAUAUGCUUGGAUGAAAUACAAUAUGAAACUGAUCACAUUUGUUUAGGAGAGUGAUAGACCAGGACCAGUGUAGAACCAUGUAUGUACAGUUGAAGUUUACAUACACCUUAGCCAAAUACAUUUAAACUCAGUUUUUCAAAAUUCCUGACAUUUAGGUCAGUUAGGAUCACCACUUUAUUUUAAGAAUGUGAAAUGUCAGAAUAAUAGUAGAGAGAAUUAUUUCUUUCAGCUUUUAUUUCUUUCAUCACAUUCCCAGUGGGUCAGAAGUUUACAAAAUGUCCUUAAGCCAUUUUGCCACAACUUUGGAAGUAUGCUUGGGGUCACUGUCCAUUUGGAAGACCAUUUGCGACCAAGCUUUAACUUCCUGACUGAUGUCUUGAGAUGUUGCUUCAAUAUAUCCACAUAAUUUCCCUUCCUCAUGAUGCCAUCUAUUUUGUGAAGUGCACCAGUCCCUCCUGCAGCAAAGCACCCCCACAGCAUGAUGCUGCCACCCCCGUGCUUCACGGUUGGGAGGGUGGUCUUCGGCUUGCAAGCAACCCCCUUUUUCCUCCAAACAUAACGAUGCUCAUUAUGGCCAAGCAGUUCUAUUUCUGUUUCAUCAGACCAGAGGACAUUUCUCCAAAAAGUACGAUCUUUGUCCCCAUGUGCAGUUGCAAACCGUAGUCUGGCUUUUUAUGGUGGUUUUGGAGCAGUGGCUUCUUCCUUGCUGAGCGGCCUUUCAGGUUAUGUCGAUAUAGGACUCGUUUUACUGUGGAUAUAGAUACUUUUGUACCUGUUUCCUCCAGCAUCUUCACAAGGUCCUUUGCUGUUGUUCUGGGAUUGAUUUGCACUUUUUGCACCAAACUACAUUCAUCUCUAGGAUACAGAGCGCGUCUCCUUCCUGAGCGGUAUGACGGCUGCGUGGUCCCAUGGUGUUUAUACUUGCGUACUAUUGUUUGUACAGAUGAACGUGGUACCUUCAGGCGUUUGGAAAUUGCUCCCAACGAUGAACCAGACUUGUGGAGGUCUACAAUUUUUUUUCUGAGGUCUUGGCUGAUUUCUUUUGAUUUUCCCAUGAUGUCAAGCAAAGAGGCACUGCGUUUACAAAAUACAUCCACAGGUAGACCUCCAAUUGACUCAAAUUAUGUCAAUUAGCCUAUCAGAAGCUUCUAAAGCCAUGACAUCAUUUUCUGGAAUUUUCCAAGCUGUUUAAAGGCACAGUUAACUUAGUGUAUGUAAACGGCUGACCCACUGGAAUUGUGAUACAGUAAAUUAUAAGUGAAAUAAUCUGUCUGUAAACAAUUGUUGGAAAAAUGACUUGUGUCAUGCACAAAGUAGAUGUCCUAACCGACUUGCCAAAACUAUAGUUUGUUAACAAGAAAUUUGUGGAGUGGUUGAAAAACGAGUUUUAAUGACUCCAACCUAAGUGUAUGUAAACUUCCGACAUCAACUGUACACUACAUAUCAGUAUUAUAUCAUAUAAUCUCUGUGACCUUGCAGUACCUGGAAUCAGUGCGCCCCCUGCUAGAUGAUGAGCAGUACAACCAGAUGGAGGUGGUGGCCAAUGACUUCAAGAAGGACCAGGCACCCAAACUCCAGAAAUACCUCAUUCUCAAAUCCUGGUGGGCUACUAACUACGUACGUAUUCCGAAGUGUGAUGUCAGGUUACAUGAAAUGAUAAUGUCGUAACUUUAUUUAUUAAGCUGUUUUGGUGAGUGCUCAAAGUGCUCUUUAAAACAAAGUAAUAGUAGUUGAACAAAUGAUUGUAAUAGAUUAUGUUUUACAGGUGAGUGAUUGGUGGGAGGAGUACAUCUACCUGAGAGGCAGGAGUCCCAUCAUGGUCAACAGUAACUUCUACACCAUGGUAAGACAUGUCUAUAUGUGUACUCAUACAGGUUAACAUGGCAUUGCUUGAGAUGUAUCCAGUAACCUUUACCUAAUGAUGUAUUUGAUGAUCUGCUUUAGGAUCUGCUGUACGUGAUUCCCACACACAGACAGGCAGCUCGAGCAGGGAAUGUGGUUCACGCGAUGCUGCAGUACCGACGCAAACUAGAGAGAGGAGAACAUGCACCGGUAACGAGUACCCCUCUCUCUGUCUCUCUCACCCCCCUUCUCUCCCUCUCUGUACCCCUGAGAGUAUUGAGGUCCCUCCCCCAUUUCCCCUUUGACCCUCGGCCCUCUCUCUACCCCCUAAAUAGCCCAGGUCAUCUCCCUCUGUUCACCUAAAUCAUCAUCCCACUGCCUUCGACUUGUUUAUACUCUAGGGCAUUUCCAUGUAAAAAGCCCCAUGAACACUAACAUUUGAAGAUCAUAGGAGCACAUCAAAUUUGGUGUCAAAUGAAAGCUAACAGUAUACAUUUUUUUAAAAAUGAAGGCACAUAUACAUUUUCUAACUAUUUUCCCUCCUGAAAAUUAGGAAUAAGCAAAUGCUUAGAUUGUUGGUCAAACAGAUGGAAAAGAGGUCCUAGAAAACUUCUAGCAGAAAAAUUAUUACGGUAUUAGAAAUACAUAAUAACACAAUAACUAAUAUCAACAUUAUAUUUAGUUUUGCAGAAAUUAUUUGCCUUCUGUAAGUUUAAUAGAUAUUGUAUUUCUGUGACCAAAAACCCACAUAUCUUUGAGAUAAAAAAAAUUAAAUAAAACUCCCUUAUGAGGAGGGAGGAUAAAGAACGUUCACAGAAGUAAAAAGUAAAGGUAGACCUACCAAUUAGUUAUAGUGUUUUUACUGAUAACAAUUUGGUUGAUGAUUUAUUAAGUGAUUAAAACGUGUCGUGAAAUGGACCCAUUGUUUUAUCUUACCAUCAUUCUGUUACUGGCUGUUAUUCCACUCCACUUACUGGAGUUCAAGGGGUCAUAUCAUAGCUGACACCCCAUUCUUUCUGCAAAGAUCUUUUAAUCUUAACUCGGAGUAGAUAUUUAAGAGUUUUUGGAAAACAUGGUCACCUAAUAAACUGAGGAAGAUUUCACAGUCAUUCUGUUACCAAACUUCACAUCUGUACUGUUCUUCGCGUAAAUGUGUUUUUGUAAAAUCUUCUGUGGAAAUUGUUAAAGGCCCAGUGUAGUCAAAAACUAGAUUUCCCAGUGUUUGAUAUAUAUAUUUCCACACUGUAUGGUUGGAAUAAUACUGUGAAAUUGUGAAAAUUAUGAUAAUGCCCUUUUAGUGUAAGAGCUGUUUGAAAAGACCACCUAAAAGUUCAGCCUGUUUUGGUGGGAUGCCAUUAACACCUAGUUUUCAGUUUUCCCCUCCCCACUCAGACCACUCCCAGACAGUCCUAGCGAAAUUCUUGCUUGAGAAAUUGCUCUUUGCUAAGAAGCCAUUUUUGUUAAUUUUUGACCAUUUUAAUUAAAAACAAUCACAGUAAGGUUCUUAAUUGUUACCCAGAAAUGAUUUGAUAUUGAGAUAAAAAUGGCUGCAUUGAACUUUUAAAUGUAGUCCUUGUGCAUAGAUUUGUAUGGUUUGUUUAUCUUUGCAGUCAAUGGUUUUUGUUUGGCAUACUUUUAAAGGGUCUCACCAUUAUUCUGUUGCCGUGGAGUUGCCCUCUACUAAAGUAACCCCUCUCUCUUUUCUCUCCUCUCACUCUCUCUCUCUAGUUGAGGGCUCUGGGGGUGGUGCCCAUGUGUUCCUAUCAGAUGGAGAGGAUGUUCAACACCACACGUAUCCCUGGCAUAGAGACAGGUGCGUACACUGCUGCCUUCUGGGGGCAUAACACUAUCAGACUAUCGCUGGGUAGUUGCAUGAAUCAAUAUGAACAUGAGUUUGUGUCAGACGCAUCUUCCAACCAUCUUAGACAAAAGCUAUCAUUCAAGAGGAGUGUCAUGUGCAUCCCCCCACCCCCUUAUAAUUUUCUAUGUCCUCUCCCCCUCUCCUACUCCUUGGUCCAGACUUUGUUCAGCACCUGAGUGACCGGAAGCACCUGGUGGUGUACCAUAAGGGGCGCUUCUUUAAGGUGUGGCUGUACUACGGGGGACGUCACCUCUGGCCCUCGGAGCUGGAGACUCAGUUCCAGAGGAUCCUCAACGACACCACAGAGCCACAGCCUGGGGAACUCAAACUGGCUGCCCUCACAGCCGGCAACAGGUAUUCACACAUAUAGACAUGAAAGCGCAACCUCCCCCCUUCCUCACACACACAUCAGAAAUAAAAAGGCCACCUCUUAUCUUCUCCCAGAGUUCCUUGGGCGCGGGCUCGUCUGAAGUACUUCAGCCAGGGUGUUAACAAAGCCUCUCUGGAGGCCAUCGAGACAUCAGCCUUCUUCCUCACCCUUGACGACGAGGCGCACGGUUACGACCCUGACAAGCUGAGAUCAUUGGACCUGUACGCCAAGUCCCUGCUGCACGGGAAGUGCUAUGACAGGUGAGACAAACGGGAAGUGCUAUGACAGGUGAGACAAACGGGAAGUGCUAUGACAGGUGAGACAAACGGGAAGUGCUAUGACAGGUGAGACAAACGGGAAGUGCUAUGACAGGUGAGACAAACGGGAAGUGCUAUGACAGGUGAGACAAACGGGAAGUGCUAUUAUUUUAUUUUAUUUUAUUUUAUUUUUUUAGUCAUUUAGCAGACGCUCUUAUCCAAAGCGACUUACAGUUAGUGAGUGCAUACAUUUUUUAUUUUCUUUCAUACUGACAGGUGAGACAAACGGAAAGUGCUAUGACAGGUGAAACAAACGGGAAGUGCUAUGACAGGUGAGACAGGACAGGAAAGAAGGAAGAAAAUAUGUGUUGUAAAGUAGGCCUAUUUCAGUGAGGAUAGUUUAGUGCUAUAUUGCUGUUCUGUGCACUGCCUUUAUGAUGAGUGUGUUUCAGUGUUUAACCUGAUAUGCCUUCUCUCUCUCAGGUGGUUUGACAAAUCCUUCACCCUGAUCGCUUAUAAGAACGGUAAACUGGGGGUCAAUGCAGAACACGCGUGGGCAGACGCUCCCAUUGUAGGACACAUGUGGGAGGUAACAAUAUUAUUGAUGGUCAGGGCCGGCUCUAGCCUUUUGGGGGCCCUAAGGCGAUUUGGUUGGGGGGCCCCCACCUCGUGGCAAAAAAUGUUGUGGCCCCCCUAUUGACGGCGAAGAGAAAAAUGUACGAUGUAUACCUAAUUUCCUGCAAUUCGACCAUUUUCCAUGUGGUGUAGAGAUAUUUUUGAAAUUUUAAAGCUAAUUUCCAAAAAUUCUACACAUUUUGCCAUGACUAUGUCAUAUUAAUAUGAUAUCUGAGUGAGAAUGACUAAAAAAUCUAUGUGGGCCCCCUGGAGGUCAGGGCCCCUGGGCACGUGCCCUGCGCCGUGCCCGGUCGGUAUUCGGCCAUGAUUACUACAAGCUGGCUAGACUAACUACCAAUCAAAAAAUGUACAUGGCUAAUUGUCAGCUAAUUGCACCUGGUGUAUUCUACUAUUCUUACUCUCAACAGUAAGUUGAGACCCUGACUGAGUUUUUGGGGUCGGGGGCCCUCUAGUGGCCGGUGGCUCUAAGCGGCCACUUAUGUCUGGAGCCGGCCCUAUUGAUGGUGUAUUAAUGAUGUAUUACAAAUAUUGUUCUUCUAAAACACAAUAUAUGACAUGGUGUGAUUCAUUGGGAUGUGUGUUGUGUGAAUCUAAUGGUUGCUGUGCUCUCUGUGUAGUACGUCCUAGCAACGGACUGCUUCCAUCUGGGCUACACAGAGGAGGGGCACUGCAAAGGAGACAUCAGCAAGGGCCUGCCUCCCCCCGCCAAACUACAAUGGGACAUUCCAUUGGAGGUAUGGCUUCUAAUGUGUUAGGGAUAAGAAGUUGUAGCUUUAGUAAAGAGUAAAAGCUAGUUUAGUGUUGUGUUCAGUAGACCAGUCAGUAGUUUCUACAGGCUGUCCUGUGUCUUGUCUGACCCUUUCUGGUCUCUCCUCCUCCCUCAGUGCCAGGAGGUCAUCGAGGAUUCCUACAUGGUUGCAAAGGAGAUAGCUGAUGACGUGGACUUCCAUUGCUGUCUGUUUGAUGAGUUUGGGAAAGGCCUGAUCAAGAACAGUAGGACCAGUCCUGAUGCCUUCAUACAGCUAGCACUGCAGCUGGCUCAAUUCAGGGUGUGUGUGUGUGUGUGUGUGUGUGUGUGUGUGUGUGUGUGUGUGUGUGUGUGUGUCAUGAAUAGACAACAGAUGAACAAUAUCAUAUCUCUAGCAAUGAAACUGAAUGUAUUUGUUGUCUAUGUGUUGUAGGAUAAGGGGGAGUUCUGUCUGACGUAUGAGGCCUCGAUGACCCGGAUGUUCCGUGAGGGUAGGACAGAGACGGUUCGCUCCUGCACCAUAGAAUCCACAGCUUUCGUCAGAGCCAUGGAGGACAAGAACACUAAGGUGAGGAAACACACCUUAAACACACACCUCUCUUACUGUGUGCCUUUGUUAAUAAUUUCAGAGGCAAUAUAGAAUGCACUAAUGACAGCCCAAGAGCAGUAACAGUCACCUUCCACAUACAUGUUAUACAUGCUAGAUCUAGACCAGACGUUUACAUUUUAGUCAUUUAGCAGACGCUCUUAUCCAGAGCGACUUACAGUUAAGUGAGUGCAUACAUUUUCAUGUCUCCCGAGUGGCGCAGUGGUCUAAGGCUGUGCCACUAGAGAUCCUGGUUCGAAUCCAGGCUCUGUUGUAGCCGGCCGCGACCGGGAGACCCAUGGGGCGGCGCACAAUUGGCCCAGCGUCGUCCGGGGUAGGGGAGGGAAUGGCCGGCAGGUUUGUGGGUUCGAUUCCCACAGGGGGCCAGUAUAAAAAAAUAUAUAUAUAUAAUGUAUGCACUCACUAACUGUAAGUCGCUCUGGAUAAGAGCGUCUUCUAAAUGACUAAAAUGUAAAUGUAAUACUGGCACCCCGUGGGAAACGAACCCACAAACCUGGCGUUGCAAACGCCAUGCUCUACCAACUGAGCUACAUCCCUGCCGGCCAUUCCCUCCCCUACCCUGGACGACGCUCUACCAACUGAGCUACAGGGGACUCAACAGAUACGUUUGACUGUAUCUGAUGUUAAACACAGUAGGUCAGUAGCCUUGUCCAUGGGAGUUACUGAUAGAGAGUGACAUGAUGUAACUCUGCCAGUGAGGCUCAGGUCAUUCUGACUCUGAGAAAUAGGUGACCAGGACCCAAAUGUCUGUUUCUGGACUCUGAACUUGUACCUGGCUAGCCAGAGGAGGGUGGCCUGGAGAGCUACUGGCUAUGCACUUUUUGCUUUUGUUCCAGCCCUGCACUAACAUACCUUAUUCAGCUAUUCAAGGUGCUGAUGAACAGUUGAUUAGUACAAUCAUGUGUGUCUGAGUAGGGCUGGAGCAAAACCCUGCACACCCAGUAGCUCUCCAGGUGGAGGUUGGCCACCACUGCACUAUCUGUUGUGUUUUUUAGCUGGAUCUAGGUUUUGAUUGAAUAUCCUCUGUUGUUGUCUCUGUGAGCAGAGUGCCCAGAGGUUGGACCUCUUCCGGAAGGCUGCAGACAAACACCAGAACAUGUAUCGUCUGGCCAUGACAGGCUCUGGCAUCGACAGACACCUCUUCUGUCUCUACAUCAUGUCCAAGUACCUCAGCAUCGACUCACCAUUCCUCAAACAGGUCAGCUCGCUUCUCUGAGUGUGUGUGUAGUCAACGCCAUUAUAUGUGUUAAAUUAUACUUUGGAGGCCAAGUGACAUGAUAUCAGAGAUUUAUGCUUACUCAUCUCCUCAAGUGACCCCAUCCCUCUCUCUCCUCCCCUUCUCUCGCUCCCCCUCUGUGUAGGUGUUGUCAGAGCCCUGGAGGUUGUCCACUAGUCAGACUCCUCAACAGCAGCUCAACAUGGUCGACAUCAACAAGUUCCCCAGAUACGUGGGGGCAGGAGGGGGGUUUGGCCCUGUGAGUCUACUGCACGCACACAAACACACACACACAGUAAGAAAUUAGCUGGGACCAGAUUUUCAAGUCCUACUGCCAUUGUGUCCUUCUCUGUUACUUCGUCUAUGUCUGCUUCUUACUUCUAUGAAGUAGUCAGAGUUAGGGGUGAGUGGUACUGAUGUCUCUCCUGCGCCCCCAGGUGGCUGAUGACGGCUAUGGUGUCUCUUACAUCAUUGUAGGAGAGAACCUCAUCACAUUCCACAUCUCCAGCAAGUUCUCCAGCCCUGAGACAGUGAGACCAUUGUGUAACACUACACAAACCUAAUGAACCAUAGAGUAUAUAGCACUCACAUACUAACUUAAUGGCAAUCUAGCUGGAUCUGUAUCAGGUCAAACAACUGUCUGUCUCUUUCUCUGUAGGACUCGUACCGCUUUGGACAGAACAUUCGACAGGCCAUGCUGGACAUUCGUGCGCUAUUCGACCAAAAAGACAAGAAAGAGAUGUGAUAAGUAGACAGACUGGAAGGUCUUUAUAGACUUCCUACCACAUUUUCAUGCUCUGUGACUUUACAUUAUUUCCCAAACGGCGGGUCACGACUAGUCUCUUCUGGGUAACGGCUUUAGACUGGGUCAAGUUAUAGAUCUUUUGGAUAUUUACUCAGAUAGCAGGAGGGAAUUGUUUUGCAGAAAUACAUAUUUAAUAAAGCAUUUUGACUUUAUUUCGCACUAUCUCUUCUAUAAAAUGGCAGUGAAUUUCUAACAUAGUAUUGAACCGAUUCUGGCAAGAGCAAUGAAGCACAAAAUGCCUUGGUGGCCUUAAAGAACAUUGAGUCAUAUGAUUUAGAUUGUAUUAAAAUGAUAUAGUGAUGUAGCUUUUUAAGGAUAGGCAGCGCAUCUGUUUAGUUCAGAGGCAGCUGUAUUUGCUUCUGAUUGUAAUAUGUGUAUAUGUGUACACCUGUAAAUACCACUGUUUUGAGUAUUUAAGUGUUGUAAUAUAUAAGGUAGUAUAUCUGAAUCUGUUAUAUCUGAAUCAUAUUUAUGUGUUUAGAGUAUAUUAUAAUAAAGGAUAUGUUGAUUGUU